AACCAUUUGGAUUAAUUUUAUUCCCACCUGGAAUUGUUGGAUUAAUAUUCUGUGCAAUUAUGGAUAAAGUAAACUACAGCAAAUGUCCCUUGAAAAAGAGACCCAUUAUGAUGAGCAGUGAUAUUGUUAUGGAUAAUGACUCCUCAUUAGAUCAUGAUGAAGGUCCUGUGGACUUAAGCAAAGCCUCAUCAUGUGCCAUUUCCCCCACUUGGACUAAACUAGAGCAAGAUGAUAAAAUUGCGGUGUCUGCUUUAGAUUUACAAACUAAAUUUAAUGGUCAGAGCAAAGACGAUUUAGCUCGCCGCAUUUGGGAAGAGACCAGAGAAAUUGCUCGCGCUUUCCCGGAUGUAUUUACACGCGAAGAAAUUGCCCGCAGUUUAGCCAGACUAGGUUAUGGUGAUUAUCCUUUGCCAGCUGAAGAGCACAUCAAUGAAAACGAUACUUGUGAGAGAGUACAAAAUAUUACACCCUCUCCUCCCUUACCAAGUGCUGAAAGUUUUUAUGCUGCCGCUAUUAAAUCUGAACCUAUAGAUACUACUUUUGAGGAGGAAACUACUACACCCAUGAGAAAUUUCAAUAACAAUUUAAUGAAAAGCAUUGCCGAAUAUGAAGACUGUUUGAAGCCUCAAAAUUUUUCGCGAGAAACUUCUCCCAAAAUGUUACAAGACAGUGAGCCUUAUGUGAAACCGAAACCCAAUUUUGAGCCCGAAGACUUAAGUUUGCGUGCAAAUAAAAAGGUUUUGGGAGAAAACACCAAUUUACACAAUGUGGCUAAAGCUUUGCUGGGUUUACAGAACUUUAAACCAGAAGAAAAGUCAGCAAAGUCCAGAAGUGAAAAUGUGAAGCCUAAUGUUAAUUUGGGUUUGAAACUGAAAACCAACAAUGAUUUGUAUUAUCAAUGCCAGCAAUGCAACAAUUGUUACUCCACCUAUGCGGGUUUGGUUAAACAUCAACAAAGUCAUGCCUUUGAAAGCACAGAAUACAAAAUUAUACGCAGUAAUCCAGAAGGUGGAGCCACCACACAUGAUUCCACUGAGUUUACCACCGAUCAGGCAGCUGCCUUGAUACAGGCCUCUGCUUUGGCUUCUUCUCAGUCCAUGCAGAAGCCAGUAGGAGUGCCUCGCUAUCACUGCAAUGAUUGUGGCAAAUCGUAUUCAACAUUUUCGGGUCUCACCAAACAUCAGCAAUUCCAUUGCCCAGCUGCUGAAGGCAAUCAGGUGAAGAAGGUCUUCAAUUGCAAGAACUGUGACAAGACUUAUGUAUCCUUGGGAGCCUUAAAAAUGCACAUACGUACACACACUCUACCCUGCAAAUGUCCCAUAUGUGGCAAAGCCUUCUCACGUCCCUGGCUUUUGCAAGGUCACAUACGCACUCAUACCGGAGAGAAACCCUUUAGCUGCCAGCACUGUAAUAGAGCUUUUGCUGAUCGCUCAAAUUUGAGAGCUCACAUGCAAACACACUCUGAUGUCAAGAAGUAUUCCUGUCCUUCGUGCACCAAAUCUUUUUCACGCAUGUCUUUACUAGGCAAACAUUUACAAAGUGGCUGCCAAUCAUCUCCCACUUCACAAGCUUCCAAAUCACCUCCUUUAGAUUCGGUCACAGGUUUCAAUCACCAACAAUUGCAACAGCAUUUACAAGUUUUGCAAAAUAAAUAUUCCGGCACCGGUUACGAUGAAAAUAUUCAUCCCUCACAUAUGCAACAAAAUCAACAGAGAAUUUAUUAUGCCGGCAGUGUAGAGUCAAGCGAGAAUGAUACCGAGGAAGAUUAUACCAUGCAAAAUGUUCAUCCACAUCCUCUCAUUGAACAAAUGAGUGAUUAUUAAUUAUAGGAAAUUAAAGAUUUUAGUAAGUAAGUGUAAAAAAGUGUAAAUUUCUUCAAAAAGACAUACAAAUCCCAGUUAAUUUAGUUUGUUAAGCAGUUUUAGUAUUAUGUUAUUAUAAGUAAUGUUAGGAGUUUUAUUUAAUUGUCCUUCUGUUUCUCGUGUUUAUACCAAAAAUUAUUAAAACCACAGUCUAGUUUAUUUAACCAAAGUUAGCUUAGCUUAUAACUGAAACCAAAGUUGGCACAGCUUAAAAUUCUCAUUUAGUUUAGUUUAGGAAAACAUACCAAAUCAUUUGCAACUCAUUCUAGUUAGGAAAACCAAAGUUAGCUUAGCUUAAUCUAUAGUUAAACUUAUCAUAACCAAAGUAUUUUGUAAAUCAGUCUAGUUAGUUUAAACCAAAAAUAGCUUAGCUUAGUUAUAGCAUUAAGUUUAGAGUUACCAAAGUUA
Calliphora vicina (urban bluebottle blowfly) is the source of this 2270-nucleotide messenger RNA. RefSeq names its product worniu (gene wor). The transcript has 2 exons. The record is from RefSeq and is a predicted model, not a curated record. Gene Ontology annotation, biological process: regulation of DNA-templated transcription. Lineage: Eukaryota; Metazoa; Arthropoda; Insecta; Diptera; Calliphoridae. The coding region runs from base 60 to 1823 and encodes 587 amino acids. Gene Ontology annotation, molecular function: DNA-binding transcription factor activity, RNA polymerase II-specific; RNA polymerase II cis-regulatory region sequence-specific DNA binding.